Molecule: messenger RNA, 486 nt
Organism: Thecamonas trahens ATCC 50062
Lineage: Eukaryota; Apusomonadida; Apusomonadidae
Product: protein kish-A
Exons: 2
Coding region: 17-241 (74 amino acids)
Biological process (GO): protein secretion; intracellular transport
Source: RefSeq, a predicted model, not a curated record
CCAGAGUCAGACCACUAUGUCGGCUCUGCUCAACUUCCAAUCGCUGCUCUUUGUGGUGCUCCUCUUCAUCUGCACCUGCGCAUACAUCAGAGCAUAUCGCCCACAGCUCAUCGAUGCUAACAAGACCGGCGUCUUUGGCAUGGCGUUCAAAGCUGCGCGCAUAGGUGAGCGGCUAUCGCCGUGGGUCUCGCUCUCCUGCAUUGCUAUGGCUGGCUACAUCCUCUUCGUCGACUCUCGCUAACCCCAGAGCACUGCUCGAAUGUUAUCGCAUGAUCUCAACAUCAAUAUGCUGUCCAGUGCCACCUGUUUGCGGACGCCGCCAUCAGGACGCAACCUGAUACAAACACCGCUGGGAGUCAGCCUCUCCCUACUCGCCUAGCCUGCUCGUCACGGACAAGGACGCAGCUGGCGAUGCGCCGCAUACCGGCCAUCUCCCGCGCUGGCCGGGAAUAAUCAACCCCAUGGCAUAAAGACCAAUCGUAGCAU